UAUUUAUAUGGCCCAAUAACCAGAAUUGGUAAUUAGGGCUAGAUUCUUGCUAUACUGUUUCAGUCAAUCUGCAUUCGAAUCGUACCACCGAAGAACAAGAUGAAGCUUAAACAAUUAGAAAGUUUAUUAGGGAAUCUUCAACAAUUCCAGAAUCCAAAGAUUGAGCUGGAACAAUAUCCAACUGGAGCUCACAUUGCUUCUCGUAUGUUAUACACGGCAGAGAAUUCAUACGACGACAUAAGCGGCAAAGUAGUAGCCGAUUUUGGAUGCGGGUGUGGCACAUUAAGUCUUGCUGCUACUCUCCUGGAUGCAGAGCAUGUCAUCGGCAUAGAUGUUGACGAUGAGUCCCUAGAAAUUGCAUCGGUCAAUGCUGAUGAGCUGGAGGUUGAAUUGGAGUUAAUUCAAUCUGAAAUUAAGAACCUGCAAUGGAGAGGUCAAAUUGUCGAUACUGUUGUAAUGAACCCUCCGUUUGGAACACGCAAAAAAGGAGCCGACAUGGAAUUUUUGUCCGUUGCAUUAAAGGUUGCUUCUCAAGCCGUUUAUUCUUUGCACAAGACAACUACAAGAGAACAUAUUAAAAGAGCGGCAUUGCGAGAUUACAAUGCUAGUAGUGCUGAAGUUAUAUGUGAGCUUCGAUAUGAUCUGCCAAAACUAUACAAAUUUCACAAGAAAAAAGACGUUGAUAUCGCUGUGGAUUUAUGGCGGUUUGUUCCUAAAGCAAAACAAGAAUCUUAGAUAUAAUCUGCUUUUGUAUUUGUAACAUUGAUGUUAUUGUGUAUAUUGGUACCGAAAAACGGAAAUUCGAAGAUUUUUUCAUAGCAUAUGUAAUCAACAAUGGAUCAUGUUUUUAACAGCAGGAAGAAUAUAUUAAAACCCAA
This is a messenger RNA of Helianthus annuus (common sunflower), 878 nucleotides long. RefSeq names its product rRNA N6-adenosine-methyltransferase METTL5. The coding region runs from base 100 to 735 and encodes 211 amino acids. NCBI's taxonomy places the organism in Eukaryota, Viridiplantae, Streptophyta, Magnoliopsida, Asterales, Asteraceae. Gene Ontology annotation, biological process: rRNA methylation. Gene Ontology annotation, molecular function: rRNA (adenine-N6-)-methyltransferase activity; nucleic acid binding. The record is from RefSeq and is a predicted model, not a curated record. The transcript has 9 exons.